This is a messenger RNA of Haemonchus placei, 405 nucleotides long. NCBI's taxonomy places the organism in Eukaryota, Metazoa, Nematoda, Chromadorea, Rhabditida, Trichostrongylidae. The record is from the annotation of a GenBank genome assembly.
AUGUGGUAUCGUCAGUUAAAGAUGAUUGGGCCAAGCUUUCGGAAGAGUGCGCUGGGCCCAAAUGUACCUGCUUACGUCAAAACUAUACUCCGUGUUCUUUUCGAUACAAAGGAGCAAUUAGACUCGAUGCGCAAAUGGAUUGGUAUCCUGGUGGGUCAAAACAACGAACUCAAGGCAGAAAAUGAAAGCCUGAGAAAGGUUGAUGAGAGUAGAAAUGCGGCUGAUGGAUCAGCGGUCAAGACUGUAGGAUCCAAUUUGCGAGCGAAUGUGAACGUCGUGUAUGAAAGUGAAAUUGAAAAGAGAGUGUUGCAAAUAGGCUCAGCUUGUCGUCCGAUAAAACUCACGUUAUGCGGAUUGGUUCUCAUUCUGUUAGUCCUGUUUACUCGGUGGCGGAUCAAGCGUUAA